AUGAAGCAAAUGGUAAGCCUGCUGCUGUUGCUGGUGGCGGUAGCGCGUGUCAGCGUGAGUGCGAGUGUGUUGCGGCCGCGUCGCGAUGUCUCACACUUGCCUUUGGAGUAUUUGCCACCUGUGGUGUUGCCACCGGUGCCCAGUCGCGAUUAUUUGCCGCCCGUUGAACAGCAUGCGGCUAGCUUGUCGCAUGUCUUGACGCCGCCGCUUGAUUAUUUGCCACCCACCAAUGAGUACUUGCCGCCAGUUGAAACAACAAGCGAGCCAGCAACAACAACAACAACGACGACGCUUGCAACAACAACAGCCAGCGAGCCGCUUACAACAGAAGCAGCUGCCAUCCCAACCACUGAACAGCCAGUUCAGGAAACGGAGGCGCCAACCCAUGAGGAUAUUGUGGAGCCAGCGGGCUUGCUGCAGUCCGAUGGCUAUCACUAUGCCACGCCCGAAGUCAUACCCGAUCUAACGCCCACCGUCGAAGCCUAUCUGCCGCCACUCGAGGACAAUGCCGUGGCCGUCGACCCGGUGCCACAGAGCGAGGAGGAAUCCGCAGCGCUGCUGGAUGAUGGCUAUCAUUAUCGAGCGAUCAGGCGACUAAGGCUCUAA
This is a messenger RNA of Drosophila hydei, 606 nucleotides long. RefSeq names its product proline-rich extensin-like protein EPR1. The transcript has a single exon. Lineage: Eukaryota; Metazoa; Arthropoda; Insecta; Diptera; Drosophilidae. Bases 1 to 606 code for a protein of 201 amino acids. The record is from RefSeq and is a predicted model, not a curated record.